AACCUUUAACGGUAGUACAUUGAAUUGGAUAACAUAACUUUUCAAGGGAAUUGAUUUAUGGAAUUGGAGAGUAAAAUAAUAAAUAUUAAUAUAACUUAUAAAAUAUUUUAUUCAAAUAGAUUCAUGAAAUACAAUUUUUCAAACAUGUUAAUUUUACGUUUUACUUUGUCUUUGAUUACAUUAUUAUGUGUAAAUGGAAAAGUACAUUCUAGGAAACAUAACAGAGGUGGCUAUCGUGAAGAAUGUCCAUGUGGUGUAUCUGAUUUCGUUGAACAGCGCAUUAUUAAUGGAGAAAUAGUUGAAGAUUACACAAAAUACCCUUGGAUUGUUGGUUUGAUACUCUCUAAAUCGAACCCUCCUUGGGGUUCUUGUGGCGGAGUUUUAAUUUCCCCAACAUUUGUCUUAACGGCAGCGCAUUGUGUUCCCGCCAGGGGAAAGGAAAAGGUGCUAAUUGGAUUGUUAGGCAAAAAUAAAAAGAAACCUGCUAAAACAGUGCGGGCCAAACGCUUCAUUGUUCAUCCUGACACUGGCAUCGACUUGGCCCUUAUAGAACUAGAGAAUUCCGUUCCUUGCACUCGGUACAAUAAACCAAUUUGUGUCGAUCCACGUCAAAAUAUCGCAACAGUUGACAAGAUAAUGACUAUUGCUGGUUUUGGUGUAAUAACAGUGAGCAAUCGUACAGAAGUACUUCGAGAAGGUACUUCACGUAUUGUUGACUUCAGGAAGUGUCCUCCUGAUUAUAGCGAAUCAAUGCACAUCUGUGGAAAGGCAAAUGGACGUACAAGGGUUUGCUUCCUGUAG
Parasteatoda tepidariorum (common house spider) is the source of this 801-nucleotide messenger RNA. RefSeq names its product chymotrypsin-like elastase family member 2B. The record is from RefSeq and is a predicted model, not a curated record. Gene Ontology annotation, biological process: proteolysis. Lineage: Eukaryota; Metazoa; Arthropoda; Arachnida; Araneae; Theridiidae. Gene Ontology annotation, molecular function: serine-type endopeptidase activity.